AAAAAAAAGAAAAAAAGGAAAAACGCAAAAGUCGAAACACCAUUUUAUCAUUAUUAUUUUGUGGAGAAUCAUACAAGUGUUGUCUAUUGGCUGAGAAGCUGGUACAGACGACUAAACAAUUUGUAAUGCAAAACUACAGAAGAAUAAAGCUCGCUGUAAUUGAUGAGAAGACAAUUGGCUACUUACGAGCCUAAAUUCUUUGCCUGCGCAUGGCGGCUUUGGCUUUGGCUUCUCAUACACAUACUCUGUGAUCUUUAUCUAUAAUGGCUACCUCAGUCCCAUGCCUCACCUAUUCAACCAUAUCAUACCAUUAUUACCACCCCAUGUUGAAGAAAACCCAUGCUCUUCAACUUCCUCAUGUAUCUCAUAAACCCAUCAAAAUUCCUUCCUUGAAAGGCACUUCUAAGCAAGGAAGUCUCCAGGAAGCUUUUCAGUCAUUUGGCCAAACUUCACUUCAGUUCUGUCUCCAUGAAGCUUAUUCAUCUGUUCUUGAACGUUGCGCAAGCGAAAAAGCUCUAUCGCAAGGGCAACAAAUUCAUGCUCAUAUGACUAAAUUUUUUUCUGUGACUGAUUCUGUGUUUCUGAGUACUAAACUUCUGUUUAUGUAUGGAAAAUGCGGCUCCCUUUUGAAUGCUCAUAAGGUGUUCGAUAGAAUGUACGAUAGAACGAUUUUUACUUGGAAUGCGAUUAUUGGAGCAUGUGUUUCAAAUGGCCAGCCUUUGCAAUCGCUUGAACUGUAUAGGGAAAUGCGGCUUUUGGGAGUUACUCUUGACUCAUGUACAUUUCCUUGUAUAGCGAGAGCUUGUGGCAUGCUUAACGACCUCCGUUGUGGGACUGAGAUUCAUGGUCUGGCUAUCAAAUAUGGUUUUGAUUCCGUCGUGUUUGUUGCCAAUUCACUGGUUUCUAUGUAUGCAAAGUGUGAUGAUUUUAUCGGGGCAAGGAAGUUAUUUGAUGGUAUAACUGAGAUGGACGAUACUGUGUCGUGGAACUCUAUGAUUUCAGCGUAUUCUGCAAAUGGGCAAUCUACAGAGGCACUAAGUCUUUUUAGAGAAAUGCAGAAGGUGAAUCUCACCGUAGAUGCUUAUACCUUUGUCUCUGCUCUUCACGCCUGUGAGGAUUCACUUUUUGGCAAGCUGGGUAAGGAGAUCCAUGCUGCUGUUUUGAAAUCGAGUCACUGCUUUGAUACUUAUGUGGGAAAUGCACUAAUUGCUAUGUAUGUUAGAUGUGGUAAAAUGGUUGAUGCUGCAAGAAUCUUUGAGGACUUAGAGCGCAAGGAUAAUGUCUCAUGGAACACCAUGCUGUCUGGUUUUGUCCAAAAUGGCCUGUACAAUGAAACUCUGCAGUUGUUCUAUGAUAUGCAGCAUGAUGGUCAAAAACCUGACCAGGUUUCAGUAUUAAAUAUCAUUGCAGCAUCUGGUCGAUCAGGGAAUCUAUCGUAUGGAAAGGAAGUUCAUGCUUAUGCAAUAAAAUUAGGAUUAGAUUCUGAUUUGAGGGUUGGAAACACACUAAUAGAUAUGUAUGCUAGGUGUUCAUGUGUAAACUUAAUGCAGGGUGCGUUUGAUAGGAUGCCUAUUAAAGAUAUCAUUUCUUGGACGACAGUUAUUGCUGGCUAUGCUCAAAAUGAUAGUCACAUAAAUGCCUUGGAAAUGUGCCAAAAGGUGCAAACGGAAGGGGUUGAUAUUGAUUCAAUGAUGAUUGAAAGCAUUUUGCUAGCUUGUAAAGGCCUGAAAUGUGUUUCCCUGAUAAAAGAAGUUCAUGGUUACACCAUGAGAAGAGGUUUAGAUGAUCUACUGCUACAAAAUGCAAUUGUCAGUGUAUAUGGAGAGUGUGGAUUAGUAGAUUAUGCAAAUCGAAUAUUUGAAUUGAUUGAAUGUAAAGACAUCGUUUCUUGGACGAGCAUGAUAUCUUGUUAUGUUAAUAAUGGUCUUGCAAAUGAGGCAUUUGAACUUUUAGACCUAAUGAAAGGAGCUGAAGUUGAACCCGAUUCGGUAGCAACCAUGAGUAUACUAUCAGCUGCUGCCAGUUUAUCUGCCUUGAUGAAAGGAAAAGAGAUUCAUGGAUUUUUAAUUAGAAAGGGCUUCAUCUUAGAGGAAUCUGUUGUAAGCUCUUUAGUGGAUAUGUACGCCCGCUGUGGUAGUUUAGGGAACGCAAUCAAGGUAUAUAACUCUGUUAGCAACAAGAAUAUAGUUCUUUGGACUACGAUGAUUAAUGCAUAUGGAAUGCAUGGUCAUGGCAAGGAAGCUAUUAAGUUAUUUAAUGGGAAGGAGGAUGAAAGAUUGGUGCCUGACAGAAUUACCUUUUUAGCACUUCUAUAUGCUUGCAGUCAUUCGGGUUUGGUUGAUGACGGUAAAAGAUAUUUUGAUAUUAUGGAAAAAGAAUAUCAGUUAGAGCCAUUGCCGGAGCAUUAUGCCUGUCUGGUUGACCUGCUUGGCCGAGCCAACCGCUUGGAAGAGGCGUACCAAUUUGUGAGUAGCAUGAAUGGUGAAGCUACCGCUGAAGUAUGGUGUGCUCUCCUUGGGGCUUGCCAGGUUCACAAUAAUAAAGAACUAGGUGAAAUUGCAGCAAGGAAGCUAUUAGACUUGGAUCCACAGAAUCCAGGAAACCAUGUGCUGGUAUCUAAUUUCUUUGCUACCAGCGGAAGAUGGAAAGAUGUACAGGAAGUGAGGAAGAGAAUGAAGGGAAGUGGGUUGAAGAAAAAUCCUGGAUGUAGUUGGAUUGAAGUUGGAAACAAGGUUCACGCAUUUAUGUCAAGGGAUAAAUCCCAUCCUCAGUCUGAAGAGAUUUAUAUGAAAUUAGCUCAAAUUACUGAGAUAUUGGAAAGGGAAGCAGGUUAUGUGGCUCAAGUCAAAUUGGUUUUGCAUAAUAUUGAGGAAGAAGAAAAAGUUGAGAUGCUUUAUGGACAUAGUGAGAGGUUGGCCAUUGCAUACGGUCUGCUUGAAACUCCUGGUAGAACCUCUAUCCGAAUCACAAAGAAUCUUCGGGUUUGCAGUGAUUGUCAUACGUUCAGCAAAUUAGUCUCAAAAGUGUUUGAGCGAGAACUAGUUAUGAGGGAUGCCAAUAGAUUCCAUCAUUUUAAGGGUGGCGUCUGUUCUUGUGGCGAUUUCUGGUGACAAUUCUAAAUACAUUUUGGGUUAUGACUCAUAUAGACUCCCAGAUUUCAAUCCCAUCGCCGAUGACCAAUCGACCAUUGGAAGAUAUCAAAUAGAGUAAUAUUGGAUCAUGUAUCUGCUAUUAAAGAUGUUGUCCAAGUCCUCUAUUUUGUUGUCCUAAGGACAAGGAGUGUUAAAGUAAGCACUUUCCCAAAUGUGAGAGGAGAGGAUUUGACAGUCUCAAGAUUCAAUCCAGGAGUUUUACAAAACUUGUCUGGGAUUCUUCUAGGAGUACUUUGUAUGUGAUGGUCCCCAAGCUUGGACUCCAAAACGAUAGUACUGCUAUAAAGUCAAUUUGUUACCGGCAGCUAUUUACAAGCCGAGUAAAUGCAAUGUUAGCAUACCAAGAGAAAUAAAAAGGUUUCUCUAUCUUCUUCACGCUCUGAACAUACUGCAGCAUAAUAUGGAAAGCAAUGGGACCACCCUACUCUAGUCUCUUGCACGUUACAUCCCAACUUCUUCUUCCUGCAUUUAAUUCCAUAACUUUUUCCCCCCCGAAAAAAAAAAGAAAAAGAAAAAAAAAAAAAAAGAGUUUUCUUUUACAAAUUCAUUUUUC
This is a messenger RNA of Ziziphus jujuba (common jujube), 3705 nucleotides long. RefSeq names its product pentatricopeptide repeat-containing protein At3g63370, chloroplastic. Lineage: Eukaryota; Viridiplantae; Streptophyta; Magnoliopsida; Rosales; Rhamnaceae. The record is from RefSeq and is a predicted model, not a curated record. The transcript is spliced from 3 exons. Bases 264 to 3110 code for a protein of 948 amino acids. Gene Ontology annotation, molecular function: protein binding; RNA binding; zinc ion binding. Gene Ontology annotation, biological process: RNA modification.